Vanessa atalanta (red admiral) is the source of this 800-nucleotide messenger RNA. Its product is annotated as HMG1/2-like protein. Bases 60 to 713 code for a protein of 217 amino acids. NCBI's taxonomy places the organism in Eukaryota, Metazoa, Arthropoda, Insecta, Lepidoptera, Nymphalidae. Gene Ontology annotation, molecular function: transcription cis-regulatory region binding. The record is from RefSeq and is a predicted model, not a curated record. The transcript is spliced from 4 exons.
CUAAAUAAAAAGAAAUUUGGUUGUGUUGAACUUUGAAGCCAGCCGUGAAAUAAAUUAAAAUGACAGUCCAACAGCUCAGUUCGAAUAUUUCUGACGACUCGGAUGAUAUGGUUAGUUUACCAUCAGAGGAAGAGAUUUAUAGGAGAAAAUAUCAAUUGUUAUUAGAACGAUGUGAAGUGUUGCAACAGGACAAUGAAAGAAUCGUGAAUAGAAUACAUGAAGUAAAAAAAAUAACGAGGCGAUACAAAAAAGAUAUAAAGUUGUUGAUUGAACGAUUAGACAAACAUGGAGAUCCCUUCCGAACGGCUUCUGUUGAAGUAGAGACAAAACCUGAGGUAGCCCCUCGGGCACCUCGUGCCGGGGCAAAAACACAAACAGCACCUAAACAAGUAGAAAAACAAAAUACGACAGGUGCUAAAAAGCCAGCAACCAAACGAAAAAGCAAAGCAGAUAAACCUGAAAGAGAUCCAAAUGCACCUAAAAAGCCUUGCAAUGCAUUUUUCCAAUUUUGCCAAGAGCAAAGACCAGUGGUCGUAGCUGAAACUACAACUGAAAUGGGAUCUGAACCUUCAAAACAAGAAGUAACCCGACAAUUAGCAUCACGCUGGAGAGCAUUAACAAAUGAGGAAAAAAGGAUUUAUGUUGCAAUGUUUGAAAGAUCAAAGGAAAAAUAUGCAGAAGAAAUGUCAGCAUACAUCAAGAAAGAACAAUGACGUUUACAAUCUUUAGAUACUAGCACUUAAUUCCUUUGUGAUCAUCAGCUUUAAUUUAAGUUAUAAUAUAAAUAUAGAUUUUUAUAU